GGUCUGGGGUCUUGACGCGUUGGAAAGUUCAAGGCCCCUUAAUGCGCUGCACGACGCUGCUCGUGCAGGGAACUUGGAGAUGAUAACCUAUCUCGUCGAGGACCGCGGCAUUCCGGUGGACAGCUCGGAUGAGUUGGGCGCUACGCCAAUUUACUACGCCUGCGAGUACCAUCCCUCCAGCCACAAUCCACACAAGGAACAGGAAGUUGUGUCGCAUCUGCUGAGCCUUGGGGCGAAGGUGCAGAUAAGGUUCUCGUCCUCUCUUGACGAUUCAAGUCUAGUUGAUGUCGACACUGCACUCGAUUAUGCCAUUAUCAGAGGUAAUAUCGAGGCCGCCAAGCGGCUUGCGAUGGUAGAGGACUGCCUUUGGUUUAUCCCUUAUGGAUGCAGCGGUCCCAGGCUUUCACUGCUAAGGCGGUUGUUUACGCCGUCGGGCGAUGCACACGAAAAUUACUGGGAUCUGACGCUCGACUCGCUCGCCGCAAUCAGCGAAGACCUCAUCCGGCAGACCAAACAGACGCACCGGCCGGAAUAUGCUGCGCUUCAAUAUGAACUCCAGUCGACCUUUCUCCUCGUCUGUCAGCUCUCCUGCAAGCUAGAUCGCGACUGUGUGGACAUUCUCCGCCCCUUGGUGGAAGCAUUGGAUCUGGACGACGCAGUGACUCUCCAGCAGGCUCCCCCCUCCUUGGACUUCAUAAGAUGGAGCUAUCUGGAACGAAAAGACUUAUGGGGCGCAGCCUGUCCCCCUAUGAUGCAUUACGACAAAGAGCGUCACGAGUUAUCGGGCUCUUCUCUCGGCAUGCUCGCUCUCUGUGUCACGAUUGGUGCGAUGGACUGGGAACAUCAGAAGCGGGCCUUGACGACCUUGGAUAGGCUGAUGACCUGGGGCGCCAAUCCGAUCGGCAUGCGGGACACCGAUCCGGACCCGUCUCUCACCCCGUUCGUCUACUUGAUGAAGAAGCUCAUGGUGAGCAACUUGCGAGAAAACGAGCCGCUUCCCGCUCCGCUAGGCUCAGUCGGCCCCCUUUAUCCGACUUCUUGCGCAAGAGGGAGCGUGGUUCCCAUCCGGAAAGGAUGAUCUCAAAGGGGUUGCUCGGGUGUACGAAGCCUGGGAGGUUUUUGUUCGCGACUUACAUGAGAGACCGGACAUCACGCCGGA
Molecule: messenger RNA, 1159 nt
Organism: Colletotrichum phormii
Lineage: Eukaryota; Fungi; Ascomycota; Sordariomycetes; Glomerellales; Glomerellaceae
Exons: 1
Coding region: 80-1078 (332 amino acids)
Source: RefSeq, a predicted model, not a curated record